CCAACCCACUUCUUCCCUUACAAGCUAAACCUUAUUUCUCUCUACCCCCAACACCAAAAAACUCACACAAACACACUGUUCAACUUUCUAACCUAAAACAAAAUGAGAACCAUCCCCACAACAACCUCAACUACAAUAGCACCCACAGCCACCACGUCAUCAUUAACAACAAGUCCUUCUCAGCACUCCUCCACAUGGCACUCUCCGGUUCCGUACCUGUUUGGAGGACUGGCUGCGAUGCUCGGUCUCAUAGCCUUUGCGCUUUUGAUCUUAGCCUGCUCCUACUGGAAACUUUCUGGUCAGUUACAGAACGAGGAAAACGCCGAAAGGGACUUGGAAAGUGUUGUUGGUGGUGAGAAACAGGGUGACUCUGCAAACAAGGAAUCAGUUACGGUGUACGAGGAGAAGAUUCUCGUCAUUAUGGCCGGAGAUGAGAAACCCACAUUCUUGGCCACCCCGAAAGCCUCCUCCUUUGUCCCUCAUGGUGUCCCCAACCAUUUUGAGGAAAACCUCGAAAACCAUGUGACUUCUGAGAAAUCAGAGAAAAACCAUGUUCAACAACCUACGUCUCCGCAACAACAGAGCCAGCCACGACAAUAAGAUGUCAUUUGGUUUGUAAUUCUAUGAUUCUAUAUCGUAGGAUAGAUUUGAGAAACAGGGGAGCAUCUUUCUCUGUUUCCAAGCAUUACCUUUCCCUCUUCUUUCUUCUUCUUUUCCUUGGUUUUCGAUCUUGUUGGUUUGUAUUCUAUUGGUGUUCGGAAAUUGUAAAUUUAAACGAGAUGAAUUAGAACUGAGAUGAGGGGAUUGCGUUUCAAUCCAAGGGAAGCCAGAUUUUGCAGAGUCUUAUAUGGCAGUCACUGCUACAUUUUUUUUUUUCGUUAAUGCAUCAGGCUGCGAAUGGAUCCCACAAUUACAAUGUUGUUUCCAAUCCUACAGUUCAUUUCAAAA
Messenger RNA from Glycine soja, 948 nucleotides. Its product is annotated as protein GLUTAMINE DUMPER 5-like. The record is from RefSeq and is a predicted model, not a curated record. The coding region runs from base 103 to 600 and encodes 165 amino acids. Gene Ontology annotation, biological process: regulation of amino acid export. Lineage: Eukaryota; Viridiplantae; Streptophyta; Magnoliopsida; Fabales; Fabaceae. The transcript has a single exon.